AUGGCUAGUGAGGAGAGUUUCCUAGUUCUGGUACAUUACAGAGGGUCGAUUAAGAGAAAAACUCGGUCCGGCGUGAAGUUCACUGAUAAGGAUCCCCUGUGUAUUAUCGUGACGCCGACAACCACGUACGAUGCACUUGUUAGCUCUGUGCUGGAGAAGUUGGGUGUUGAAGGCGUUAAACGUCAAGAAGUUUUUUACCGCAUUCCAACAGCGGUGCUCCAUGACACCGUGAAGUUUGAUUGUUUCACAAUCGGUAGUGACGAGGACUUGCAGGUUAUGUUUCUUUCUCGUAGGCAGUUUCCCGAGGUAAGGACACCAGAGCUGUUGGCAAAGUUGGUUGAUGUGGUAUCUAGCUCGGGUGGUUCGAACCGGAAUGCCACUACUAUAGCCGCGGUUGCCGGCUCGAGCUCGAGACCUGCUGUUGCUUCAUCCUCUGCUCCUGUGUAUGAGCCACCGAUGCAGCCUGUUGCGUCCCCUUCGUUUGCCGUUGAUCUGAGCGGCAAUGUUGGAGACGAGGUUCGGUACGGAGAACAUAUUCCCACCGAGGUACAUUGUCCCACACCGGCUGGUGUUGGUGAUGGUUUGUUUGAUGAUCUAGAUGACGAUGACGUGGAGCCGGAUAUGAUCGCUGAUGAAAGCGGCGAUGAUGUUGGAACUACUGUUCCGACAAGGGCUAUAGGUGGAUCUAGUUCUGGCACACAGCAGUAUCCACCCCAUUUUUCCUCAUUGGACCUGGAUGCCAUGCGACAAGAGGACAAUGAUCUGCAGGCCUCAGAAUUUGGUGCUAGAGAUACCGAGGGGUCUGCCGGUAUGAACGAGUUCCAGGUUGGCCAACAAUUUCAAGAUAAAGAUGAGGCGCUGUUGAGUGUGAAGACGUACAGUAUCCGCCGAGGGGUCCAGUACAAGGUCGUUGAGUCUGACUACCGCAGGUAUGUGGGAAAGUGUUCUGAGUUUGGGAAUGGGUGCACAUGGCUAAUUCGGUUGAGUCUCCGACAGCGGAAGGGUAUCUGGGAAGUGAAGCGAUACAACGGACCGCAUACAUGUCUUGCCAGCUCCAUCUCCAGCGACCAUAGGAGUCUGGACUACCAUGUCAUAUCCACCUUCGUUAUGCCGAUGGUUAGGGCUGAUGCAGGUGUGAACAUCAAGGUGCUCCAAAAUGCCACGGCCGCACACUUUGGAUUCAGGCCUACGUACAGGAGGGUAUGGAUGGCGAAGCAGAAGGCCGUUGCCGUGAUAUAUGGGGACUGGGAGAGUCGUACAAUGAGCUCCCUAGGUGGGUUUUAG
This is a messenger RNA of Arachis stenosperma, 1284 nucleotides long. RefSeq lists its product as uncharacterized. The coding region runs from base 1 to 1284 and encodes 427 amino acids. Lineage: Eukaryota; Viridiplantae; Streptophyta; Magnoliopsida; Fabales; Fabaceae. The record is from RefSeq and is a predicted model, not a curated record. The transcript has a single exon.